GGCACCUGAGAUCCUCACUUUAUACUACUCUGCUGUCGACCAGGCAAUCUGAGAACUCCAUUCACAUCAAAUUGCAAAUGGGCUGACAGCCUUUUUACCUCUUUGGAUGAAACAAACACAUCUUAGAUCUGUGAAGCCCCCGGGAGGAGAAUCAAGCAAUCUUUUUGGAAGUCCAGAAGAAGGUAUUCCUUCCAGCAAGCCUAAUAGGAUGGCAUCUAAUAUUUUUGGACCAACUGAAGAACCUAAAAACAUACCCAAGAGGACAAAUCCUCCAGGGGGCAAAGGAAGUGGUAUCUUUGAUGAAUCAUCUCCUGUGCAGACCCGACAACGUCUAAACCCCCCUGGUGGGAAGACUAGUGACAUAUUUGGGUCCCCAGUCACUGCCACUGCACCCCUGGCACACCCAAACAAGCCCAAGGAUCACGUUUUGCUAUGUGAAGGUGAAGACUCUAAAUCUGACCUGAAAGCUGCAACAAACUCCACACCCAGAGGAGAGCAGAGCGAGAAGGGAAGCUCAAAAGAAGCAGACCAUGUCAAGAAAGCAGAGCCUACACCUACGGUUGACAGUCAUGAGCCCAGACUGGGACCGCGACCUCGUUCCCACAACAAGGUCCUGAACCCACCAGGAGGCAAAUCCAGCAUCUCCUUCUAUUGAGAGGCUCCUGCUCUACCUAUAAUCAGACCAAACACUCAGAGAUAGGAUAUUGAAUGUUAGUGCUUCCUUUAACCCAAAUGAGUCGGGGUGGGAGAGGGGUUGUCAUGUGUGUGGGGUUGCCUGCUCAUAGGCCUUGUUGUCGUUGGAAGAGCUGCAGAGAGGACCGUGCCUUCCAGACUGCCAAGAUACACGUCUGUGGGGUAAAAUGGGGUACUCUUAGGCCUCCUCUCUAGCUGUUCUGUGUGGAACAGUGAGGUUCUGGGGAGGGCAGAAGAGAUGACCCAUUAGCAGAAGGAUCACUAGGGUCUGUCUUGUCCUUGUAUCAGCAGUCUGCUGGCUGUUGGGUAUCUAAGAAUGGUUGGGUUGGGGGAAAAACCCAGACUACCUGUCCCUCACUGUGGAAAUGGAGGAGGAACACAAACAGAAAGACAGAGUGAAGUCUACAUAGCCUUUCCUUUCAGGGAAUGCCUAUCACCAAAAUGUGUCCACCUCUGAGAUGACCUCUGAACCCUAGUGCCUCCUUGUCUUUUCCCCCUCAGUCCAUCCCUAUAGUGUUGGAACAUGACUGCUCUUUUUGGUAGCAGUCAACAGAAAAUCAAACAGUGAUUCUCAGUCUUGUCCUGAGUGGGAGGUUUUACACCCUGACCCUCUGAAUUGUCCCUUUCCUGCACCUAAAACCAUGGCCAGGUCUAGG
Messenger RNA from Peromyscus eremicus (cactus mouse), 1349 nucleotides. RefSeq names its product Jupiter microtubule associated homolog 2 (gene Jpt2). The transcript has 5 exons. NCBI's taxonomy places the organism in Eukaryota, Metazoa, Chordata, Mammalia, Rodentia, Cricetidae. Gene Ontology annotation, cellular component: nucleus. Bases 107 to 655 code for a protein of 182 amino acids. The record is from RefSeq and is a predicted model, not a curated record.